Sycon ciliatum is the source of this 2042-nucleotide messenger RNA. RefSeq lists its product as uncharacterized. Lineage: Eukaryota; Metazoa; Porifera; Calcarea; Leucosolenida; Sycettidae. The record is from RefSeq and is a predicted model, not a curated record. The coding region runs from base 523 to 1050 and encodes 175 amino acids. The transcript has 5 exons.
UUUUGAGUUCAGGAAACUAACUACACGACGUGUUACUUUCCGAUUCUCUCUAGCUCUGCCAGUGCCACUCCGGCCGUCCGCAGCCGAAAUAGAGCGUGGAUGUCUGGACUUCAUAACAGUGAACAUUCAACUCCAUGCUGGUUAGGUGUGCUACUAGCGACCCCAUGUUGAUGUCGUUGCAUUACAUUAGUAAUUACGUCGAGUGCUGACAGAAUAGAACAGCAGAUACGACAGGCUAGCCACCGAUUAUGUCGUUAUGAGAGUGGUGACGGGACCCUUAUCGGUAGAUCACCGGCUCAACGACGAUACGACGGGUGGCGAAACAACCCAGCCGUGAGCCACGCGUGCGCGGGUAAUCAUUGCGGAUAUAGGUGGGCGGCGAAGGACGGACAGCGUGACGCUACAUGCCCAUUGUGCACAGGGUAGCUCUGGUCCUGGACUUCACACUCAAGGAUUAUUGAAGUCACCCGGCCACUGAAAUUCGAAAGGCAAGCGCACGAGGGCUACACAAGUGAAAGCGCGAUGGAAGUGCAGCAUGUGGCAGCGCGGGACAAGUCGCUGCAGUUGAAUGACCUAGGGCCAGGUCAAGUGAUCGAUGAAUCCUCAGCCUCAGAGCUGAUGGUGGUAGGGAAUUUGGAGGUGAAGCUUCAGAUUGCUGCCGACGGUCCUUCAGUGAGGGCUCUCGUCAUCGAGAUCAGGAGAGGCGACCACUUCAACCUCUGGGCCAAUAUAACCAAGAAGAAACGAGCAUCGUUUUCGAUAUAUGUCAAGUGCUAUUUGGUGUUUGCGGAUGUGCCGGAGAAGUGCGUCAAGCUGAAGACAGCGCCCGUGGUGCCGAUCGUCUCCCCGGAGUUUAACGCUCAGCUAAUCCCGAUGAUGAGCGAGGACAUGCUCAAGCGGGCACAACAUUUGCGGAUUGAGCUGUGGAAGCGCAAUGGACGACUUCGCAGCAACCAGGUGGUGGGAAUGUCCACCAUCGAUCUUGGUCACCUGUCGCUGGACACCCGGCACCCGGUCACCGGCGUUUACAAGUUAGUGGCAGCUGGCUAGCUGGUCACUGGUGAUGCUGCUAAUGUGUACAUGUUUCAGAAUGGUGGACUAACUCUGAUUGCAUGUUUAAUUUCUUCAUUGAUUGAUUAAAUUGGUUUCACAUGCCAGCAUGUCUGAACAGAGAGCGAGUAAUGCAAGUAAUACCCACCUUGGAUUUGCAUUCACCAAAAUCAUGAUGGAUCAUGAUCAUGAUGAAUGAAGUCUUAGGUUUGUGCUAUUGCUUGCAGUAUGACAGCUAAGCUUUUGUCCACUGCAUCUGUUAGGAUCUACUUGGCUAGUGUACGUGUCGUCAUCUUGCCCAAAGCUGUAUCAUGAUGCCAUGCAGUUUGUAUCAUGAUGCAAUGCAGUUUGUAUCAUGAUGUCAUGCAGUUUGUAUCAUGAUGCCAUGCAGUUUGUAUCAUGAUGCAAUGCAGUUUGUAUCAUGAUGUCAUGCAGUUUGUAUCAUGAUGCCAUGCAGUUUGUAUCAUGAUGCAAUGCAGUUUGUAUCAUGAUGUCAUGCAGUUUGUAUCAUGAUGCCAUGCAGUUUGUAUCAUGAUGCCAUGCAGUUUGUAUCAUGAUGCAAUGCAGUUUGUAUCAUGAUGCCAUGCAGUUUGUAUCAUGAUGCCAUGCAGUUUGUAUCAUGAUGCCAUGCAGUUUGUAUCAUGAUGCCAUGCAGUUUGUAUCAUGAUGCCAUGCAGUUUCCGUACCUUCUCUUUGCCUGGGGCAGCAUGCAGUUUGCCAGUUCCCAAACACAAGAAUGCAUCCACAUCAUAGCCCUGUUAUGUUCGGAACAAAUGGUAGCUUGUACCGUUAGCUUGGCCUGGUUAAUCACAAGCAAGCGAUGCACGUCUUGUUUAACCUUAUUUUCAUCCCCCGACCUAGGCAUUUGCCCUCUGCUUUAUACCUCGACCCGAGGGCUUGCCCUUUACUUCAUUCCUGACCUGGGCAUUUACCCUCUGCUCUGACUACACUCGCUGUAAAACAGACACAGCUGAUCGAUACCAGAAACCUGA